Messenger RNA from Alosa sapidissima (American shad), 405 nucleotides. Its product is annotated as histone H4. Bases 18 to 329 code for a protein of 103 amino acids. The record is from RefSeq and is a predicted model, not a curated record. The transcript has a single exon. NCBI's taxonomy places the organism in Eukaryota, Metazoa, Chordata, Actinopteri, Clupeiformes, Clupeidae. Gene Ontology annotation, molecular function: DNA binding; structural constituent of chromatin; protein heterodimerization activity. Gene Ontology annotation, cellular component: nucleosome. Gene Ontology annotation, biological process: nucleosome assembly.
UUGACGGAAAACGCAACAUGUCUGGAAGAGGCAAAGGCGGUAAGGGUCUGGGAAAAGGAGGCGCAAAGCGUCACCGCAAGGUUCUCCGCGAUAACAUCCAGGGUAUUACCAAGCCUGCUAUCCGCCGCCUGGCUCGCCGUGGUGGUGUGAAGCGUAUCUCUGGUCUCAUCUACGAGGAGACUCGUGGUGUGCUGAAGGUUUUCCUGGAAAACGUGAUUCGUGAUGCAGUCACCUACACUGAGCACGCCAAGAGAAAGACCGUGACCGCUAUGGACGUCGUCUAUGCUCUGAAACGCCAGGGUCGCACUCUGUACGGCUUUGGUGGUUAAAUAUCAGAUCUUCAUCGGCUUGGACCCAAAGGCUCUUUUAAGAGCCACCCAACUCACUUUAAAGACUUUUAUUCCA